GUUACAUCUUGAUCUUGCUACUACCACGAUCCCUCGCCGUCGCCCUUUGAAUCUUGUGCUUAUUAUCGCCUCAUCCAGCCUGCAUAUUCUGUCUCUACCGCUCGCCUUUGCCUUUCCUACGCUACUUCACAUCCCAUCUUCUCAAGGAUGCUCGUCCGAGCAGCAGGUCGCAGGACGCGGCGAAACACGUCUGUCCACCUCACCCAGCUCGCCGACUCUCUAUAUCUACCCUUUCUUUGUCCUGCUCAGCUACGAUGGAACUCGACACACUCACAACAACACCCGCAAUCACGAACGCCCACACGCCUGCAAACCUUACAAAGCGACAAGACACAGACGAGACGCCUAGCCACAGUUGCCGAUCAACAGUCUGCCAGCCCCGAGUCGCCACGAUGGACCCUCGGCGGUGUCGAGUACUCGCUGAAUCCCAAGGACACUUUGAUGUUACAGCACGGUACCGAAGAGAAUUAUCAAACCAGAUACAAGCAAGGCAUGGCUGGCAACACGAACGACCUAGUCCAGAAUUUACAUACCUGUCUUCGAGUGGAGAGGUUGGAAAGAGCACGAAUGGUCAUCGAAAGGCUACGGGAACGAUGCAGCAAGGACUCGUUUGAGAUGCAACAUAGCCACAACGCAUACCUUUCGGCUGGCCUGAGGCAGCUUGAGAACACCCACGAUCAGUCCGAAAAGGUCGAGGCCUACGAAAGCAUCCGGGAUUGGUUCGAGAACGACCUUGUUCAAGAGGGCUUCCCGCUUGACGCGCAGAUGCUUGUCACCAUGGUCCGCGCUGCGCUGAACACACUGCAAGGUGUCAAGCUAGAACGCGCUGUUCGCCGCUACUCGGAACUUGCAGAUGCUUCAGGACCUGGCAUGCUCGACAAAGUUUGUGAUUCCGACGACUUCACCGACGACGAGUUCACCACGCUCGCUUCGUUGAUUCCUACAAUCAAGUUGAGGAUUGCCGAGCAAGCAGACCAGACGACCGAGUCGAACGAACAAACGCUCGAUCCAAGUACCACAACUCUGCCAGCACUCAUCGACAUUCCCGAAGUGCUCGAAGUUUCGCAGAAGGGCAUGGGUUUGUCCUCAUUGAAACGAUCCCUCAGGGACUCAAGCCCCGCCCUCCUAUCAGCAACGACUCCUGAAGCCAUGGAGAGAGCCAGUUUGACACCGGAGGAUCGCCAGCGUCUACUCGAGGAGAGCGCCAGUGUAGCUGCCAUCGCGCGCUGGAGGUCCGAUGAGGAGCAUCUGCAAAAGCUUGGUAUUCACACAACCCUGGAAGCGAAGCCACUUGGCGCCUUGAUGUGGCAAUGGUAUUCAGACUUGCUGCCUAUAUUACGUGCAGAGGUCGACGCUUGUCGCGCAGCCAUGGAAGCGCCCACCAAAAUCCCAACCCAUAGCGAUCAGCUCAUCUACGGUCCUUUCAUCGAGGCAGUCCCUAUCGAGCAACUUGCUGCGACCACUAUUCUCACCGUAAUGUCUGCAUUCGCUGGCGGAAAGGAAAAUAAAACAGGCGCAUAUAGCAGCAAUCAGAGACUAGGCCGUCUGACAGCCACACUUGGAAGAACAAUGCAAGACGAGGCCAACGCUGAGGCUGCAAAGAAGCGUGCUAUUGCCGAGCGCAAGGCAAAGCUCGGCCGUACAUCGAAGAAGGCGAAGCCAUCACACCCAAGCUUCGACACGGAAAUGCACGUCUGGCCCAGUGAUGUCCGUGUCAAACUGGGUUCUAUACUCGUGUCGAAACUCAUUGAUACCGCCAAGAUCGCAGUCACAAGAUCACAUCCUAGAACGAAAGAGAUGGUUACUCAGCUUCAACCAGCUUUCAUUCACAAGACACUUUACGAGUCAGGCAGAAAGCAAGGUUGGCUUUGUCCUAGCUCUGAGCUACUGCAGAAGCUGCAGCGUGAACCUGUUGGCGGUCUUAUCGCCAAGAGACUCCCUAUGGUGAUAGAGCCAAAGCCAUGGACAAACUUUAGCAAAGGUGGCUAUCUCAACUACCCCACGCCGGUAAUCCGUUUCAGCGGAGCAGACAGUGUACCUCGCGACUAUGCAUACGCUGCCAUCCAACGAGGAGAUCUCGACAAGGUGUUUGAAGCUCUCAAUGUCCUUGGUCAGGUGCCAUGGAAAAUCAACGAGCAUGUGCUUCGUGUACAGAUUGAGGCGUGGAACAGUGGCGAGCCCAUUGCCAAUUUUGCGCCUCUGGACCCCAAGAUCGACGCUCCUGCUGAGCCGACGAACAGGUUGGAUGGUAAUGCGCGCCGUGCCUGGUUGAUAGCUACAAAGGAAGCCGAGAACACCAAGAGUGGUUACCAUUCUCAAAGAUGUUUCCAAAACUUCCAACUUGAAAUCGCGAGAGCGUUCAGCAGGGAGAAGCUUUACUUUCCCCACAACAUCGAUUUCCGUGGUAGAGCUUACCCUAUUCCUCCUUACCUCAAUCAUAUGGGUGCCGACAAUGCGCGUGCUCUCAUGACUUUCGCUAAUGGAAAAGAAUUGGGUGAAGUCGGUCUGAGAUGGCUCAAGAUUCACCUGGCUAACGUCUAUGGGUUCGAUAAGGCCAGUCUUUCGGAGAGAGAGCAAUUCGCUAUGGAUCACAUGGAUGAUGUCCGCGACUCUGUGGCCAAUCCUUUGGGUGGCAGAAGAUGGUGGCUCGAAUCUGAGGAUGCAUGGCAGACUUUGGCUGCUUGCUACGAGUUGAAGGCGGCCAUGGAUCAGGAAGAUCCUACCAAGUACAUAUCUUACCUUCCGGUACAUCAAGAUGGUACUUGUAACGGUCUUCAGCAUUACGCUGCACUCGGUGGUGAUUCUGUCGGUGCUCGUCAAGUCAACCUGGAACCUGGAGACAGACCAUCUGACGUUUACACCGCUGUUGCCGAGGGAGUCAAGGCAGAAGUUGAGAAAGACAAUGCUGCGGGUCAUCCAGUGGCUCAAUUUCUCCACGGCAAGAUUACCCGCAAGGUCGUCAAGCAGCCAGUCAUGACCAAUGUGUACGGUGUGACUUACUAUGGCGCCAGAGCACAAGUCAAGAAGCAGCUCGAGGAAAUCUUUCCCCAUCCUCUUGACGCUGGUUUGGACCAUCUCACACUGGCAUCUUACGUCGCCAAGAAGAUCUUCAAGUCUCUGGGAGAGAUGUUCAAGGGUGCGCAGGCCAUUCAGACUUGGUUGGGUGAUUGCGCCGAUCGCAUCUCUACCUGUGUCACACCUGAGCAAAUCGCAUCCAUUUCAAAGGACAAUGCAGAAGGUCGAUCCGUGGUCCCUGAAACCGCCACAGUCAAGACAAACGGCGGCAAGACAAAAGCAGCAUCUACUCAACGUGUCGCAGCAGGGAAACAACUGUUCCGCAGCUCCGUCAUCUGGACCACGCCUCUCCGCCUCCCAGUUGUUCAACCCUACCGUUCCUCCAAACGCCGUAUCGUAAGGACACAUCUCCAAAACAUCGCACUGCAAGAACCUACCUCUGUGGAUCCUGUGAGUAAGCGUAAGCAAUUACAAGGCUUCCCUCCCAACUUCAUCCAUUCCCUGGAUGCAACACACAUGAUGCUCUCAGCCAUCAAAUGCAACGAAAACAACAUUGCCUUUGCCAGUAUCCACGACUCCUUCUGGACCCACGCCUGCGACAUAAAUUCCCUCUCUGCAGUCUUGCGUGACGCCUUUGUCGCCAUGCACACUGAAGAUGUAGUCGGCCGCUUACGUCAAGAGUUCAUCGCCAGAUAUAAAGAUUGCAUGUACCUAGCCGCCGUCGACAUCCGCACCCCCGUAGGCAAAAAAAUCCUCGCCGUUCAAAAAGCUCGACCCAGACCUAAAGGCAAGCAGUUGCAACCUGCACUGAUUGUGCAUCUUCUUGAAGAAGUUGAACGUUUGCGAUUGCUGAAUAGUGAUGAUGCAGAAGAGGUUGCGAGGGGAGAGGAAAUGGUUACUUCUGGAUCGGUGUUUGCGUCUGAAGCUGAUGCGGAAGAUGCGCUUACUAUCCCUACUGAGAUUGUCAAUGCGAGGUUGGGAGAAAUUCCCGAUGUGGGUGAGUUGGCUGAGCAGGAGGCUGAUACCACGGAGCCCGUGCUUGCGGAUCAUGAUGACUUUGAUCCCACAGCAGAUGAUAAAGUUGCAAAAGCCGCCGAAGAUGCCGAGGAGGGUAUCGAAGUUGCUGAGGGCAUCGAAGGUGCAGAUGGUGGUGAAAAUGUUCACGUGCCCACAAUCGAAGAACUAAAAGCAAAAACCAAACCGGCCAAAAAGGAAGUGGUGAGAAAGGUACAUGUAUGGUUACCGCUCAAGUUCCCAGAGGUGCCCGAGAAGGGCGACUUUGAUGUUACGAGGUUAAAGGAGAGUCAAUACUUCUUCCAUUAGAUAAGGCGAUGCAUUCUUGGAAGAUGAGGAAGAUGCAAGAAGAGCAAGAAGAUGGAAAGAGCUGAGGAUUUGUGUACAUAUCAUCACACGGAGUUUCUGUCGUUUUUUGGGGUUUUUUGCAUAUGGGCCAGGUGUUUUUUCUUCUUUUCAUUUCUCGCAUUGCAAGAAAACCGAAGUGAUUUUCGUUUUGCAUUUGGGAGCCACCGGUUAUUUUUUUGGAUCCCCUUUUCAGAAAUAUCUUAUAAUCCUGUAGAUACUGCUCUAUAUAUCAGCAUCGCCACUUUUUC
Aureobasidium subglaciale EXF-2481 is the source of this 4625-nucleotide messenger RNA. RefSeq lists its product as uncharacterized. The transcript has a single exon. NCBI's taxonomy places the organism in Eukaryota, Fungi, Ascomycota, Dothideomycetes, Dothideales, Saccotheciaceae. Gene Ontology annotation, molecular function: DNA-directed RNA polymerase activity; mitochondrial promoter sequence-specific DNA binding. Gene Ontology annotation, biological process: mitochondrial transcription. The coding region runs from base 148 to 4338 and encodes 1396 amino acids. Gene Ontology annotation, cellular component: mitochondrial DNA-directed RNA polymerase complex. The record is from RefSeq and is a predicted model, not a curated record.